AUGCUGUUUCUCUCUCUCGAUGGGGAAGUUGGUUGUUGCCAGUGGCCAUGCGUACGUAAAUCGAAAUACAUCUUCUGUUUGGGCCGUUGCGAUAUGCAGAACUAUGCGGUGCGUUUCAAAAUGCUUGCUGGAACCUAUGUUGGAGCCAUUCAUCGUUCGUUCGUCUUGUCACUCUUUCGCCGCUUCAAUCCGCCUAGACAUGUCAAAUCGACCCCGGUACACACCAACUCGCUCUCCCAUCUCAAAUCCUUGAAGAUACCCCUGUCCCAAUUCUUUCCAUGAACGCCACGCUGGUGUUCACCCCAGCCCGUCCGAGACACACAAGGUGGGUAGUGUCAUUUGGGGGUGUUAUGGCGAUAACCAUGUGAGUAUACGUGUUGUACCCUAUCAAGGCACGCGAAUGGAAGGAUUCCGUGACUCAAGCACACUGUUCUGUCUCGAAUUGCAUAUACAUAGUUGAACGAAUAAACGCCCUGUACGACGUGAUUCCAGAGAUCCGGUUUCCGUAGUUCCCCUCCUCGUAUUUGACAUCGCCCACUCGGCAUAUGCCCACAUGCCCGACCUGAAGCCUUGUAUCACCACACCACUUCACGGGAAUCUGGCAAGCGUCGGACAUACUCGACCCGAACCAUCCUAGCUCUUUUCCCUGUCCGCGAGAUUCAUAUCACGCGAGGAAUUCCAUUAUCAUCUCCGGAAAACUGGAUACAUCAGUUCAUCUUCCAUCUGAAGCCCCAAGAGUAAACCUCGUAUUAGGUGCUACCACACUCGACCAUUCCCAUGGUAUCACGAGUGUCGACACAAUCAGCCACCACAUCCACAUACUUAUCGGCACCGCUACUAUGAGAGAUCGGAUUUACUAUUCGCUAUUCCUAUCGAUCGCGAUCAAACUCAUUGCUAAGUUGCGGAAGCUCAGAGCAAGCCAUGAUCAUUGUACUCAUUCAGUAUAUUCACUUAUCUACAUAACUACACGUAAUGAACCACGCACGAUAUACUUGAUCCCCCGUCCUAUAUCACCUCAACAGUCCCUAAACAGCCGUCUAUCCACAUGCAUACCCCAGUAUUCCCCGCCUCUAUCACAGUCACACAAGUCGCAUCUUGAACGCCAUCGUACCACUUCACUAUCCAUUCCCAUGCUCUCUGUCCUCUCAUCAACCACUGCUUCGGUAACCCGCCCUUCCCCUUCACACCCCCUCCAUCCAAAGAAAUCCGGCAAUCGCAGAAGACCGACCCAGCACGACGGAUCCCGAUCCAACCAUGUCUCCUCCCAUGAAUC
This is a messenger RNA of Periconia digitata, 1273 nucleotides long. NCBI's taxonomy places the organism in Eukaryota, Fungi, Ascomycota, Dothideomycetes, Pleosporales, Periconiaceae. The record is from the annotation of a GenBank genome assembly.